AUGGACCAUGGAUUGAUCAUUGAUGCGCUGGAAUGGGAAGUCUUGAAGAGUUCAGUUUCCUCUAAAAUAUGGAUUCAGCUGAUAAAGGCGGUUUCAGCGGACACCUAUCCUGAUCCAUCGACAAAGGCGAAUGCUAUCAACAUCGUGUAUGAACGUGCUGUCCGCGCGCUGCCCUACUCGUACAAGCUGUGGUCUUCGUACUUGCGGUAUCGACAGGAGGAAACUAAAUCGUUGUGCACAUCAAACGAGUGGUUUCAGUCCAUACGUGAGUUGUUUGAGCGUGCGCUUGAGCGACUUCCUCAAAUGCCGCUGUUAUGGGUUUCCUAUCUUCAAUUUGUGAUAUCUUCUCCAGUCUUGCGUAUCGUGAUGGUACGCCAUAUCAUCGGCCGCAGCCUGUGUGCGCUUCCAGUAACACAGCACCACCUCAUUUGGAGAACCGCAAGAGUCUGGUGUGCACACAGUGCCGUUCCCACACAAACGUUUAAGGCUAUCUGGUCUGUUUACUUGCAGUUUGACUGCACCGUGAAGGCUCAAACCCAGUAUUUCACGCUACUAUUUCAUCGUGGAAACAAUGAGGAGUUUUUGCAGGAGUGCAUAAGGGUUCUACAGAGCCGUACGGAUACUGACCCCCUCGUGAUUGACCGUGCGAUUUUGGAGGAUCCUGGUUUUUGGGAGCCGAUUGCUAUGAUAUUUCAGUCGGUCGGAUGGUAUUACUCUGGGGAAAUAAAGGCUCUAACUGAGCUCGUGGAGUACGGUUCCAAAUAUUGCGCCUCGCCACACUAUUUUUCAUUGUCGUAUGCGAUGUUUCUCUAUGGUCAGGGCUUGAUAACGCAGGGUCGCCAGGUGUUUACGAGACUUCUCAGUGAAGCCCCUAGCCCUGUGGAGUUACAGGAGACUUACCAUGUCGUGCUUGAGAUGGAGAACCAACUAGUGGAGUCAUUUGCGCUAAGUGAGGGACUGAGAGACAUGGAUGCCUCCCAACAGGCAAGGGUGGUGCGACAUGUGUUCGCAGACGCUUCUCCGCUGGACCAUCUAAGAUAUCUUGUCCACGAGUACCCAAUGUGGCUUAACCAAGCGCAAAUUCGAUGCAGUCCACUCUGCGUUCCGCUCUGGUUGAAACGGGUCGAGCUGCUGCAAGAGAGGAGGGCUUCGGCUAUAGACGUCGAGAGUCUUUUCCGCCAGGCGAUUGCCCACUGCACGUCUGGCAUGCGAGAGGUAGAUGCCGCGGUUGGGCAGCUUUUUCACAGUUUUGUGUGUUACCUGAUUUCCCAGGGGAAGCAUGAAGAGGCUGUACAGGUGCUUGCUGAGGGUGCGUGGGAUGUUCCUUUCACUGCAGUUGCCAUUAACGCCGACCUUUUGGGGCUUUAUGGCGAAAUACGAUUAGGGAUCUGCAAUAGUUCUCACUUAAAGGCAGUGAUGUCCGUUAUGCUCCAGAAGUUACUCACAUUCCCACAAAAGCGGGUGAGGGCGCGACGUGAGAUCCUUGCAACAUCAGCAGGUGCUGAUGCUUCAGCACCUCGCCUCGACUACCGUCCUUGGUUACUCUUAGCAGACUUAUGCAUCACAUCUAGUGAUUUGGAGAACCUCCACGGGGUUCUACGCCAUUAUCUUCCUUCAAGUGCGUUCACAGCUGAAAGCUGUGCGUAUACUGCCCACUCGUUGUGGAAACUUGGUGAUGAUGGUGGCGCUGCGCGCGUGUUGGAGUUAGGAUUGAAUACCUUUCGCCCUGAUGACGGGCUGUCGGUCAUCUUUCUAGUUGAUCAAUACAUAUCUUUCUUGAUAGCCAACAGCCGGAAAUCCGGAGUUAGGUCGCCGAUGCAUCAUGUUCGUGAGCUCUUUAGGGUUGGCGAAGAGGCGGCACCGACUGCCCUUCUCGUGGCACCGGCAGCAACUCUGAAUUUAUUGGUAACUUGGGCAUGGCUAGAAGCUGAGGAAGGACUAUUUGGGAAUGCUGUUCAAAUGUUACAACAUGCUGUACAGCUGGCUUUGAAACUGCUACCUGUGGAGCCACAUCGGAUGUUACUCAUAUGCAUCAUAGAACGUGUCAUACACUCGACUCACACGUUCAAGGGUCAUUAUGCGACGAGAGAAUACUGUCGUCAGCUUCUAGGAAUGUUGGAGGAUGUAGAACUCCUGCAGCGUGUUGCUUUGCAUUGGUCAGCGCUCGAGAGACGCUGCGGUGAACACGAGACGGCUCAUCUCAUUAUGGACGCGAGUUGUCCCAGCCAGGACCCUUCAUCUGCUCAUGGAGCGGUCUACUGGCAGCUGUGGGAAUCUUUGUGUGCAAAUGUUAGCGAGUUUGAAAAGGUUAAACGGCGGCGUGAGCAGGUGGCUGUCCGCUUUGCCAAAACUAAUGCCACAUCUUAA
Molecule: messenger RNA, 2367 nt
Organism: Phytomonas sp. EM1
Lineage: Eukaryota; Euglenozoa; Kinetoplastea; Trypanosomatida; Trypanosomatidae
Source: the annotation of a GenBank genome assembly